Molecule: messenger RNA, 4273 nt
Organism: Colossoma macropomum (tambaqui)
Lineage: Eukaryota; Metazoa; Chordata; Actinopteri; Characiformes; Serrasalmidae
Exons: 23
Coding region: 149-3238 (1029 amino acids)
Source: RefSeq, a predicted model, not a curated record
GAGGUUAAAAUGAAAGUGAAAAUAUUUACAUUAGACGUGUUUGCCAGGAACUGCUGAGAACAGCAGCUGGUCUUUCUGUCUUUGAUAUCACUGAAAAAGAGGGAACUUCAGCUGUGAGGAGGACGUCAGUAACAGCCCAGUGGAGAAGAUGAGUUUUCUUAGUUCCUGGUUUAAUUACGGUUCGACUGAAGACCCCGCAGAACUGAAGUAUCUGCACUGUGUGAUUGAAGACUCACUGAAUACACAUCAGGAGUAUCUGAGAAAGCUGAAUGAACGAAUGCCCGGUCUGAGGGAGGUGUCUAAUGUGGAGGAGUGUGAUUUCAUCCUGCUUUUCCAUUCCAGCACUGACACUGAAGCAGCGCUGCAGAAACUUCAGGAGUUAUCAGACUCCAGGCCUGCUGUUCUAGUGGUUCUCCAUCACACAUUUGACCCAGACUGCACUGUACCAGACAGCAGCAGAGCAGUAACCAGAGAGGAAACUCUCACUGUGGACUGUCUGUUCCACGAGGAUAGAGGACUCCUGAGCUGCCAGAGGAACCAGGAAGCUCUGGAUAAAGUUACAGAGUGGAUAAAAUCUCUGGUGAAAACUCAAGGUAAAACAAAAACAUCCAACGCCCCAGAUUCAGAGCCCCAGCAGGAGAGCGAGAAUUCUGAACCGUCAGCAGGAGAGCCGGCAGUGUGUCCAGGAAAACUGAAGUAUCUGCGCUGUGUGUCUGGAAACACACUGAAAGCAGAUGAGGAAUAUCUGAGGAAGCUGAAUGAACGAAUACCCGACCUGAAGGAGGUGUUUAAUGUGGAGGAGUGUGACGUCAUUCUGGGUUUCUGUCCUGUUGUUUCUCGAGCUGGAACUGAUAUUGAAGCAGCGCUGAGCAAACUAAAGCGAUUAUCAGACUCCAGGCCUGCGGUUCUAGUGGUUCUCCAUCACACAUUUGACCCAGAGUACACUGUACCAGACAGCAGCAGAGCAGUAACCAGAGAGAAAACUCUCACUGUGGACUGUCUGUUCCACGAGGAUAGAGGACUCCUGAGAUGCCAGACGAAUCAGGAAGCAGUGGAUAAAGUUGCAGAGUGGAUAAAACCUCUGGUAAACAGUUCAUCGUUUUCUCAGACAGUUGGAGGCUUUUACAGUUAUUUGACAGGCCUUCUACCAUCAGGCCCCACAGCUCCAGACGCCCAGGAGAACGAAACAUCUAAACCGACAGCAGAAGAGGCAGCAGAGGCAGGAAAACUGAAGUAUCUGCGCUGUGUGUCUGGAAAAACGCUGAAAGCAGAUGAGGAAUAUCUGAGGAAGCUGAAUGAACGAAUACCCGGCCUGAAGGAGGUGUUUAAUGUGGAGGAGUGUGACAUCAUUCUGGCUUUCUGUCCUGUUGUUUCUCGAGCUGGAACUGAUAUUAAAGCAGCGCUAGAAAAACUUCAGCAUCUGUCAGACUCCAGGCCUGCGGUUCUAGUGGUUCUCCAUCACACAUUUGACCCAGAUUACACUGUACCAGACAGCAGCAGAGCAGUAACCAGAGAGAGAACUCUCACUGUGGACUGUCUGUUCCACGAGGACAGAGGACUCCUGGGAAGCCAGAGGAACCAGGAAGCUCUGGAUAAAGUUACAGAGUGGAUAAAAUCUCUGGUAAACAGUUCAUCGUUUUCUCAGACAGUUGGAAGCUUUUACAGUUAUUUGACAGGCCUUCUACCAUCAGGCCCCACAGCUCCAGACGCCCAGGAGAACGAAACAUCUAAACCGACAGCAGAAGAGGCAGCAGAGGCAGGAAAACUGAAGUAUCUGCGCUGUGUGUCUGGAAACGUCCUGGAUUCAGACAGGGACUUUUUGAGAAAGCUGAAAGAACGAAUGUUCAGCCUGAAGGAGGUGUUUAAUGUGGAGGAGUGCGACUUCAUUCUGCUCUUCUGUUCUGUUGCUUCUCGAAUUGAAAAUGAUAUUGUAGAAACGCUGAAAAAGCUUCAGCACGUUUCAGACUCCAAGCCUGCAGUUCUAGUGGUUCUCCAUCACACAUUUGACCCAGACUGCACUGUACCAGACAGCAGCAGAGCAGUAACCAGAGAGAGAACUCUCACUGUGGACUGUCUGUUCCACGAGGAUAGAGGACUCCUGAGAUGCCAGACGAAUCAGGAAGCUCUGGAGAGAGUUAAACAGUGGAUAAAAUUUCAGGUAAAACAUCAGUCACCGACACCAAAGAACAAAGCUCUAUACCUCCAGAAUUCUUUAUUUGAUCAGAUUAAAGAAAAAAUCAAAGGGAAAGCAGAAGAUGCAUCAAUGUGUGCAGAAUUAACAGAAAGGAACAAACAACUUGAACUUGAACUUCAGAGCAAGAACAAAUCUCUAGAAGAAAAGAACGCACUUCUGAGGAGGAUAAAGGAUAUAUUGGCACCAAUUAUCAAUGAAAACCACAGAAACCUGGAAGAAACACAACUCAAAUGUCUGAGUGGUCUUCUGAGUGAAAUAGAUAAGGAGCUGGACAGCAGAGCCAGAGAGGAGAAACUGGUGACAACAGAAAGGGAGAAUAAGCUCCUCCGAAUAAAUAUGCAGCUCCAGAGCAUAAAUGAGAACAACAGCACGCAACUACAGAGCAUGGACGAGAAGAGCACGCAACUACAGAGCAUGGACGAGAAGAGCACGCAACUACAGAGCAUGGACGAGAAGAGCACGCAACUACAGAGCAUGGACGAGAAGAGCACGCAACUACUGAGCAUGAAUGGGAGUAAGAGCACGCAACUACUGAGCAUGGACAAGAAGAGCACGCAACUACAGAGCAUGAAUGGGAGUAAGAGCACGCAACUACUGAGCAUGAAUGGGAGUAAGAGCACGCAACUACUGAGCAUGAAUGGGAGUAAGAGCACGCAACUACUGAGCAUGAAUGGGAGUAAGAGCACGCAACUACUGAGCAUGAAUGGGAGUAAGAGCACGCAACUACUGAGCAUGAAUGGGAGUAAGAGCACGCAACUACAGAGCAUGGACAAGAAGAGCACGCAACUACUGAGCAUGGAUGAGGAUGAGAGCAUGCAACUACUGAGCAUGGAUGAAAUCUACACGUCAGAUUCCCUUUCAGACACUGUGGGACGUAUUCUAGAAAGAAUGCUAACAAAUACCAAGGAAUACAGACAGAAGGGGGGCUGUUUUAAUGCCUCAUGUGUAGAACCUCCCCAAAACACACCUAACAGCAGCAUCCAGCGCUCUGGGGAGGAUGAGAGGCCUACAUCUGAUAGUGAACACACAGAAUUUUGGGUGUAGAAUGACUCUGAUGGACUAUGAUAAGUAAUAAAGUAUCCUCCCAUGAUACCAAUCACAUGACCAGUUGUCCAGGACAAGUGAAAGUUUGUGUUGGACAAACAGAUGAUGAAUAUACUCGUCUGAUGAGACAAGUAAAAACAGAGGGCAAACAAAUGACUUUACAGAACAGGACCAAUGUGUUCUGAGAGGAGUCAGCUCUUUAAUAAUAGUCAUUAUACCAUAAUACCUUAAAUGUGCUGGUUCCCUAGCAGAGUAGAUUACCAAGGCACGAGCGUAGUGGUUACAAACAGUGAAUAUGUUAAUAACAGCAGCGAAGCUAAUCAAUCAGAAUAUUGUUAAACCUCCAACAUGUCCCGGCAACAUGUUCAAUUCUAAGAGGGAACUAAGACAGAUUCCCAGUUGAAGAACAAGGGGUGUUUUGCGUUACCUGCACUGCGCACCCCAAUAUGGCUAAGAAGUAAGUAGCUACAUUAGCUGCUAAAAUAACCGUCAAACCACAUGGUUUACUGACACAAAGUGUCAUAAGUGUGCUUUUUUAUCACAAGUUUGAAAUACAUUGUUAUUGUACAAACAUUAAAAUAUAAAAAACUCACACUUUCCAACUUUCUCAACACUCUCCACUUUCCUUGUCAAGGACUUUGUUAAUGCAAGCUAAUAAGUGUUUUCAAUUUAAUGUCUUUUAUUGAACUUUAGUACUCCAUCUGGUUACUUAGCGCUAGCUGAUUUACCCCAGAAAGCAAUGUAAAUCAGUAAGAAGAGACGGAGAGGAAAGAAAGAGAGAGAGAAAUAAUAUAACAGUAACCCUGCUAACCCUAACCUGUGUGGAUUUAAAUGCUAGCAAAAACAGAGCAGGAAUUAGCUUUGUGCUACACGUAUAGUUUACAGCAGUAGUGUUACUGGUAAUGGUUCCUGCAUUUUGGUUCCAGAACAUACUGCAACUGCAUUUUGUUGGCAUGUAAUAAAUUAGAAAUUUAGGGAUGAACUGGGUUGUAUUGUCAGUUACACUGAGUGUGAAAUAAAGUUUCUUGAAUCAUC